Mercurialis annua (annual mercury) is the source of this 1825-nucleotide messenger RNA. Its product is annotated as UTP--glucose-1-phosphate uridylyltransferase. The transcript is spliced from 22 exons. NCBI's taxonomy places the organism in Eukaryota, Viridiplantae, Streptophyta, Magnoliopsida, Malpighiales, Euphorbiaceae. Gene Ontology annotation, molecular function: UTP:glucose-1-phosphate uridylyltransferase activity. Bases 181 to 1587 code for a protein of 468 amino acids. Gene Ontology annotation, cellular component: cytoplasm. Gene Ontology annotation, biological process: glycogen metabolic process; UDP-alpha-D-glucose metabolic process. The record is from RefSeq and is a predicted model, not a curated record.
CGCGUAAAAGAGGCGCCAUAUAUUAGGCUUUACCAUGGGCUGUGCGUUAUAUUCGAUUUGCAUAUUCUCUCUUCAGCAUCUUCAUCCUAACACCGUCCACACCCGUUAACUCUCGCCACGAUCCAAUCUCUCAAUUUGUCCGCUUCUGAAUCUUAACAUUUUGCCAGAUCACAGUUCUAAAUGGCUGCUACUGCUACUGAUAAGCUCACUCAGCUCAAGUCCUCUAUUGCCGGACUCAAUCAAAUCAGUGAGAGUGAGAAGAAUGGAUGCAUUAAUCUCGUUGCUCGCUAUCUCAGCGGGGAAGCACAAGAGGUGGAAUGGAGUAAGAUUCAAACACCUACUGAUGAAGUAGUUGUUCCUUAUGAUAGCUUGGCUCCUGUUUCUGAAGCUGAAACAAAGAGUCUUUUGGAUAAACUUGUUGUUUUGAAGCUUAAUGGAGGACUCGGAACAACAAUGGGAUGCACUGGACCCAAGUCUGUCAUUGAAGUUCGUAAUGGAUUGACAUUCCUUGAUCUUAUUGUGAUUCAGAUAGAGACUCUCAAUUCCAAGUAUGGGUGCAAUGUUCCGUUGCUUUUAAUGAACUCAUUCAACACUCACGAUGAUACACAGAAGAUCAUUGAGAAGUACUCAAAAGCAAAUGUUGAUAUUCAUACUUUUAAUCAGAGUCAAUAUCCUCGCCUAGUUGUUGAGGAUUUCCAACCAUUGCCAUUGAAAGGACAGAGUGGCAAGGAUGGAUGGUAUCCUCCUGGACACGGUGAUGUAUUCCCGUCCUUGAAGAACAGUGGCAAGCUUGAUGCUCUAUUAUCUCAGGGUAAAGAGUACGUGUUUGUUGCCAACUCAGAUAACCUUGGUGCACUUGUUGAUUUGAAAAUUUUAAAUCACUUGAUCAGAAACAAGAAUGAGUAUUGCAUGGAGGUGACACCCAAAACCCUGGCAGAUGUAAAGGGUGGUACCCUCAUCUCUUACGAAGGGAAGGUUCAGUUACUGGAAAUUGCACAGGUUCCUAAUGAGCAUGUUGACGAGUUCAAGUCAAUAGAGAAGUUCAAAAUUUUCAAUACCAACAACUUGUGGGUGAACUUGUCAGCAAUUAAAAGGCUUGUGGAAGCUGAUGCACUAAAGAUGGAGAUAAUUCCUAACCCAAAGGAAGUGGAUGGAGUCAAAGUUCUUCAGCUUGAAACUGCGGCUGGUGCAGCUAUUAGGUUUUUCGAUCAUGCAAUUGGUAUUAAUGUUCCUCGAUCCCGAUUCCUUCCAGUGAAGGCAACUUCCGAUUUACUUCUUGUCCAGUCUGAUCUUUACACCUUGGAAGAUGGCUUUGUUAUCAGAAAUAAAGCUAGGAAAAAUCCUGCCAAUCCUUCUAUUGAAUUGGGUCCAGAAUUUAAGAAGGUUGCCAAUUUCUUGAGUCGAUUUAAGUCAAUUCCAAGCAUCAUUGAGCUUGACAGCCUUAAGGUGACUGGUGAUGUAUGGUUUGGCGCUGGCGUUACACUCAAGGGUAAAGUGACCGUUGCAGCAAAGUCUGGUGUGAAAUUGGAAAUACCUGAUAAAGCUGCAAUUGAGGACAAGGUGAUCAAUGGCCCCGAGGACCUGUAAAAAGAAACCUGGCCCGUGAAUGCAUCGAGCAUCGAGACUCUUCUUGGAGUCGCAUCUCCAUCUUACAAUGUCCAUGUAGUUUUGAUCGGAGAAUAAGGAGAGCGGUUUUCUUUCUUGUGUCUGAGUACUAAAUGUCAUGCUACUAUUCAUGACCUGUUUUGUUAUAAAUACAAUCUUAUAAACUCUGUUUGUCUUACAACUCCUAGAUAUCAGUAUUAUGUGAAAACUUAUGCUUCAA